This is a messenger RNA of Marasmius oreades (fairy-ring Marasmius), 1437 nucleotides long. RefSeq lists its product as uncharacterized. The transcript has 3 exons. Gene Ontology annotation, biological process: intracellular iron ion homeostasis; iron ion transport; copper ion import. Lineage: Eukaryota; Fungi; Basidiomycota; Agaricomycetes; Agaricales; Marasmiaceae. The record is from RefSeq and is a predicted model, not a curated record. Bases 117 to 1208 code for a protein of 363 amino acids. Gene Ontology annotation, cellular component: plasma membrane. Gene Ontology annotation, molecular function: ferric-chelate reductase activity.
UAGGGCGUCUCAUUGUCAUCGCUGCCAACAUCCAUUCAAUUCACUAUCGUGAGUGCCCCUGAGUGUCUGGCCAUUGUCUCCGUUCCCUGAGACUUAUAGUAGUCUACGUAUGGUCUAUGGCUGGCGAAUUUCGCCAUCAUAUCCUCAAACCAGCCGCCUGCUGGGGAACUAUCGCUCUCGUGUGCCUCAACUGCCUCUACUUCUUCUCAUCAUCAUUCUUCCGCACUCGCUUCUAUCAUUUCUUCAUCACAAACCAUAUACUAUCAGCUUCUCUCCUCCUUCCCGCCAUCGUCCUACACAAAAGGUCUUGCACUCCUUGGGUUUUAGCCGCUUUGAUCAUUUACAUCCUCGACCUCCUUCUCCGCGCAAUGAAAACCCGCAUCACUACCGCUAGAAUACGCGCUCUACCCCAACUGGGACUAACCCGUGUCGAGAUCCCAGAAAUAAACGCUGGCUGGCGUGCUGGACAACACGUUCGUCUACGAGUCGUCUCUCGCGGUAUGGGUCUCCUCGGUUGGUCAGAGAUACAUCCCUUUACCAUCGCGAGCUGCGCUCAAACCCCUGAAGGGAUGGUUUUGAUGUGUAAGAAAGCUGGUGACUGGACGGAAAAGCUUUACAACCUUGCCAACCGCCUUUCCUCAUCGUCGAUAGAGGACGGGCAAGGACAGGGCACUGUACGAGUCAUGGUCGAAGGUCCCUACGGUGGAACAGGCCACCGAAUGUUCUCCUCUUUUUCCGCUGCCGUCUUCGUCGUCGGUGGAAGCGGAAUCACCUUCGCUUUGAGUUCCAUACAGGAGAUGAUCAAUGCCGACAACGCUGGGAACAGCCGAGUGAAGGUUAUAGAGCUUAUCUGGGUUGUUCGAGAUCCUUCCGCACUCCUCCCUCUACUUCCAAUCCUGAUCUCUUUCGUACGAUCAAGCGCGUUUGCGCCGUUGCGGAUUUCAGUGUUUUACACACGGGCAUCCAUCGGGAAGUUUCCGUUCCCGGAAGAGUUCUUUAAGAAGGCUUCUGUGGGAAGGAUGAUUGGACCGGAUGCGCAUGCACUCGCAAGCGAGAAAGACAGAGAUGGUUUGUGUGGGUUGGUCAUUGGUGUAUGUGGACCUGUUCAACUGGCAGACGGCGUGUUCGAAGCCGUGGGGAAAGUCGAUGGGACCAGGAGAGACCUUGUGGGAGGAAUUGAAGUGCAUGAAGAAACGUUUGGAUAUUAGAUUUGAUGUAAAAUACAUCCUGUAACAACAUACCGACGUUGACCGUCACAAAGUCCCCCUUUUGAUACAAUCCUUAGCCAAUGAAGCAAGCUUCCCCUGGGCGAUGUAUGACCUUGUACUAUUAUUCAUCGAUAUCGAUAGAAAUCAAUACAACAUGACUGUCGGGUAUUUUCAAACUUCAAUAGUGAGCAGUGGAAUAACGGGUAGGAGUAAAGCAAGCGUCGUUGUG